UCAGCUGGAAGAAAAGCCACGCGGGUCGCGGCAACCCUAGACCACCAAGAAGGCCGAGGCGGAGGCGAGAGGCGGAACACGAGGAGGCCACCAGAAAAUUCCUCCCUCCCCCAGGAGAGGCGAGGCGAAGCGGAGCUCUCCUCCCAAAUUCCCCAACCCUCCACCGCCUCCACCGCCACCGCCAUGCGCAUCCGCCGCUACGCCGCGCGCCUCCUCGCCUCCUCCACCGCCACCGCCCCCUCCUCCCUCCCGCCGCCCCCCGCCGCCUCCGCGGCCUGGUGCCACGCCGCCGCGGACGAUUGCGCCAUCUGCGACCUCACCCGCUCCGCCUCCCCGCAGGUGGUGGCGCCGGACGCAAUCAAGCAGAAGGGGCACAUUGCCGGCCGGGCGCUGGAACCCGAGCUCAGGAGCGAUCCGCGCGUCGGACUAGCCGAACGAACUCCUGUUCCGGAAGAUCAAGGGCGCGAUAUAGAUGACGGUCCUCCCGCGAAAAGAUCUCUCACGUUUACUGAUGCUGCGGCGAGGCUAGAAGGUUCGGGAAAUGUUGGUGCUGGAGUUGCUACUGAACCAGCAGCUAGACUAGGAGCCCCCGUUGCUAAUGGAGCUGUUAGUGGGCAGGAGGAUAGAGCAGCAACUUGUCUUGCGGAUGAAUCUGCUGCGGAGCUGAUUGCUACCGGGGUAACUUCUCUCGUUACCGGAGCAACCGCUGAACCAGAGGUUUUAAAAGGGGCUUCAUUUGCUAAUACAAAUGUUACCGAGCCAAGAGUUUCGGAGAGAGUUCCUCUUGUGCGUGAAGCUGCAACUGAGCCAGAAGCUGAAGUCUCUAUGCGAGAAGUUACAGAAGGAGCUCUCCCUGAUGGUGAAGGUGCUGCAAAGUUGGAAAUUACAGGGGGGCUUUCUCGAGAAUCUGCUGACAAAAUGGAAGUUACAAAGGGAAUUUCUCUUGUUACUGAAGCUUCUGCUGAUUCAGAACUUGCACAGAGAGUUCCUACUGAACCAGGAGUUGAACUCUCUCUGCCGGAAGUUACAGAGAGAGUUCCUGUUGUGACUGAAGAUUUCACUGAGCUAGGAGAUACAUUCAGUGGCCUACAUAUUACAGGGUUCGCUUCCCUGGAUAAUGAAGGUUCCGUGGAACAAGAAGUCACAGGAAGUGGUUCUCUUGUAAAUGAAGCUACAGAGAUGGAAGUUAAGGAAGGAACCUGUAUCUUCACCAGAGUUGCCACAGAGCUGGGAGAUACUGGUAGAGUUUCUGCUUGUAGUGGAGAUGGUGACAUUGCUUUAGAUGAGCCACGACCUCCUGAUUGUGUUUCGGAGGUUGCCAAUGUGAAUGUUGGAAAUGCAGGAGAGGCUGUUGCGAGCAAAGUGCAGCCUUUUAGAGACAAUGCAGAAAGUGUUGGUGGUUCUAUUAAUUCAACAGGCAAUGGCCAUGUUAGCUCCAAAAGUCCAACUGCAGAUGAAGCAGCACCACCUGGUGGAUGUACUGAUACACCCAGUGUUUCAUGUUUAUCAGACAUUGUGGCUAGAAGCAUCGGUAAGUCAGGGAGAACAGAUAUCAUAUGUUAUGUUAGGCGCAGGGGUAAAAGGAAGCUGGAAAUGGUGGAGGUAAAGGAAGAAAAUGUUGAAAUGGAUGACAGUGCUAUCUGUGAUCAAUAUGAUGAUAAAGUGGCAUCAGAAAGAACUGGUCCUUGCGAGAGUGUGACGUCAACUGCUGUAUCUGUAGAGAUUAAAAUUGCUGACAUAAAGAGAGAGCUUGAAGAUAAUUCAACUGCUAGCAAGGGUAAAAAGAAGAGGGCCAAAAGGUUUCAAUGUGAAAUAGAUUAUUGCCGCAUGACAUUCAAGAACCGAGCUGAGCUUUCUGUUCAUAAAAAGAACACAUGCACGGUCAAGUCAUGCGGCAGACAUUUCAGAUCCCACAAGUAUCUGAGGCGCCACCAGAGCAUUCACAAUGAUGAUAUGCCAUACAAGUGUCCAUGGGAGGGUUGCAGUAUGGCUUUCAAGUGGUCAUGGGAUCGGGGUGAGCAUUUCCAAGUCCAUGCUGGCAAAAGACCUUAUAAAUGCACAACACCUGGGUGCAGCAAGAUAUACAAGUUUGUUUCGGACUUCACCCGGCAUAAGAGGAGGUGCAAACCUCAGAGGUAAAAGCUUGUGUGAUACUACAGAUUUAGGAUAGGAGUAAAAAUCUUGUACUUGCUACUGUAGAUGUUUUUUUUAUUUAUUUGCUGGAUGAUUGGUGUUGUUCUAGCGACCUAUAGCAGGAUUGCUUGUUACUUUGUUGAGAAAAUUUUACAAUCUGUAGUUCGGAAAUUUUGAAUGCGUGUUUCUCAAAUAUCGUUAUACAUUCUAAAAAUGCUGCUUCAUAAUAUCCGAGAUGUUUUUCCGGUGCAGUGUAUAUAUAAAUUCUCUGACUUAGGCCUGUGUACAGAGCUGUUUUUUGUUCACUUCUUCCAAAUUGGUUUCA
Molecule: messenger RNA, 2458 nt
Organism: Oryza sativa Japonica Group (Japanese rice)
Lineage: Eukaryota; Viridiplantae; Streptophyta; Magnoliopsida; Poales; Poaceae
Biological process (GO): regulation of transcription by RNA polymerase II
Cellular component (GO): nucleus
Molecular function (GO): DNA-binding transcription factor activity, RNA polymerase II-specific; RNA polymerase II cis-regulatory region sequence-specific DNA binding
Source: RefSeq, a predicted model, not a curated record